AGUCAAUCACAUAGGCGUCCUUAAAAUACAAGAAAAUGCUCCACAAAAUCCUCGCCACCACACAGUUCCAUCUCUUCGUCUUCCCUUCUCAGCGCCUGCGCCCAAAUUUCAACGGCUCCAAUAUCUCCGAAGUGGAUCUGUUUCUUCGACCCCAUAUCGAGAAUUAAAGAUCCUAAAUCAGGCCAGAAGUUAUUGACAGAUUACGAGUAAAAAAAGAUAGGAAGAAGAGUGCAGAGUUUGCAAACCAUGGUUGAUGUCCAAGACUAUAUCAUUCUCUUCCUCAUUUGGCUCGUAUCUGUCGUCGUGGUUCAUGCCUUGUUCACCAAGUACCGGACCAGGGUGCGACGACCACCGGGCCCACUAGCCCUACCUAUCAUCGGACACUUCCACCUCCUCGGCUCAAAACCUCACCAAUCCCUUCACAAGCUCUCGCUCCGCUAUGGACCGCUAUUUCAACUCUUCCUUGGUUCCAUCCCUUGUGUGGUAGUUUCCUCUCCGGAGAUGGCAAAAGAGUUUCUCCAAACCCAUGAUAUUUCAUUCUCCAACCGACCCAAACUCAGCAAUGCUGAUUACCUAACCUACGGCUCGGUUGAUCUUGCCUUUUCUUCAUAUGGGCCCUAUUGGAAAUUCAUGAAGAAACUUUGCAUGACCAAACUUCUCGGCCUCCAAACACUAGAGAAAUUUGUCCCAGUUAUGAGAGAAGAGAGACAUCUAUUUUUGCAAACACUAUUGGGAAAAGCUGAAGCAGGUGAGACAGUUGAUGUUAAAGGAGAGAUUAUGAGGCUAACAAACAACUUAGUAACAAGAAUUCUUCUGAGGCACAGGUGUUCUGGGAAUGAGGAUGAUGCUAGCGAAGUGAGAGAGUUUAUGAAAGAGAUAGUACAGCUCACAGGCAGUUUUAACUUGGCAGAUUUUAUCUGGUUUUGUAAGAAUUUGGAUCUGCAAGGAUUUAAGAAGAGAGUCAAAGAAGCUCGUGGAAGGUUUGAUACAAUGAUGGAAAGGAUUAUGAAGGCUCAUGAAGAAGAAAGGAGGAAGAAAAGGGAUCCGAAUAAUGGAGGAGACACAGUGAAUGACUUGCUUGAUAUUUUACUUGAUAUAAUCGAAGAUGAGAAAGAGGAGAUGAGACUGACAAGAGAGAACGUCAAGGCCAUCAUCCUGAAUAUUUUUGGAGGGGGAACGGAUACAUCUGCUGCAGCAGCAGUAUGGGCAGUAGCAGAGCUAAUUAACCACCCAAACAUUAUGGAGAAAGCAAGACAAGAGAUAGAUUCUGUAGUGGGAAAGGAUAGACUUGUGGAAGAAUCAGAUAUCGCAAACCUUCCUUAUCUUCAAGCCAUUGUUAAGGAGACACUUAGGCUCCAUCCUCCUGGUGCAGUGAUCGCUAGAGAAUCUAUUGAAGAUUGCACCAUCAGAGGUUAUGAUAUUCCUACAAAGACACAAUUAUUUGUUAACUUGUGGGCUAUUGGAAGGGACCCAAAUUACUGGGAGAACCCACUUGAGUUCUGGCCUGAGAGGUUCCUGAGAGAGGAUGGGAGUUUAAAGAGUCAGUUGGAUGUAAAGGGGCAACAUUUUCAUCUACUGCCAUUUGGGAGUGGAAGGAGAAUAUGCCCUGGAAUUUCACUAGCACUACAGGUUGUUCAGACAAGCUUGGCUGCUAUGAUUCAAUGUUUUGAAUGGAGGGUUGGUGGAGGAAAUGGAAAUGUUGAUAUGGAAGAGGGACCUGAUGCAGCCCUCGCACACCCUUUGGUUUGUGUCCCAGUGGCCAGGUUGAAUCCAUUUCCAAAUUAUACAAUGUAAACAAAGUGACCCUAUGCCAGAAAUGUCUAUCAUAUGGUGUAAUUUUUAGCAAGAAUUUCAUUUUCAGUGGUA
This is a messenger RNA of Vitis vinifera (wine grape), 1866 nucleotides long. Its product is annotated as cytochrome P450 93A3. Gene Ontology annotation, cellular component: membrane. The record is from RefSeq and is a predicted model, not a curated record. The transcript has 3 exons. Gene Ontology annotation, molecular function: heme binding; iron ion binding; oxidoreductase activity, acting on paired donors, with incorporation or reduction of molecular oxygen, NAD(P)H as one donor, and incorporation of one atom of oxygen. Lineage: Eukaryota; Viridiplantae; Streptophyta; Magnoliopsida; Vitales; Vitaceae. Bases 247 to 1794 code for a protein of 515 amino acids.